Rhineura floridana is the source of this 3071-nucleotide messenger RNA. It is a transcript of the gene FAXDC2, whose product is annotated as fatty acid hydroxylase domain containing 2. The transcript is spliced from 9 exons. Gene Ontology annotation, biological process: sterol biosynthetic process. Gene Ontology annotation, molecular function: C-4 methylsterol oxidase activity; iron ion binding. The coding region runs from base 335 to 1276 and encodes 313 amino acids. The record is from RefSeq and is a predicted model, not a curated record. NCBI's taxonomy places the organism in Eukaryota, Metazoa, Chordata, Lepidosauria, Squamata, Rhineuridae.
CUCAGGGACUCCGGCCCCUCUCCAGCCUCCCCUCCAAGCCUGUGGCCUAAACGUGAGCCCAACGCCUUACCAGAAGCGCGGGAGAACCGAGCGCCGGAUCGUUGCUCCCUUUUGCCGCCUUGGUCUUCCUCCAGUGGGGUCCGCUCUAGGCUACCGAUUCUCCAUCACUCGAUGGUUUGAUGAACUGUUUUUUUUCUCUCUCCGGUUUCCUCCUACAAGCGCGUGCGCUCUAAGGAGAGACAACGGGCCUUCCUAGAGGAAACAGCCGGCGUUCCAAGAUGAAAGAAGAUCCUAAAUGCUGUGAACAUGAUCCUAGAAGACACCAGAGACAGGCAUGGAAGUUCUGGGACUCAAAGAUCGCUGCCUUCUACUGGGCCCUGGCCUGCUCAUGUUUCUUGAAUUCAGGAACUCAGUCACAUGGCACCUGCAGAAAUUCUGGGAAGCCUCUGGCUUCUUCUGGCAGACCCAGCGGGAGAAUCUGCACCACCUACUAGGGGGAAAUGAAUGGCUGAAUUUUUUAUUAGGCACUGCUGUAGUCCCUGGCCUUGUUUUCUGGAGCUUCAAUGGAAUCUUGAUGGUAGCCGAUGUCACUGGGAAGCCAAGCUUCAUUACACGAUACCGCAUUCAGUUGGGGAAGAAUGACCCUGUUGACACAGAAAAACUGCGCAGUGCCAUCCAUACAGCCUUGUUCAAUCAUUUUUUCAUCUCUCUGCCCAUGUUGAUCCUCAUGUUGCCUAUCAUGAAAUGGAGUGGGGAGCCAUGCAGUUUGCACCUGCCCACCUUCCACUGGUUUCUUCUUGAGCUGGCCACCUUUACCCUGCUAGAGGAAAUUCUCUUCUAUUACUCUCAUCGGCUUGUUCAUCACCCUCUCCUCUUUAAACACAUACAUAAAAAACAUCACGAAUGGACUGCUCCGGUUGGCAUAGUCUCAGUCUAUGCUCAUCCAGUAGAGCAUGUGGUUUCCAAUAUACUGCCUGUGAUCACUGGCCCAAUCCUCAUGGGAUCGCAUGUUAUAUCAAUCAUGAUGUGGCUCUCUCUUGUCCUUCUGACUACCUCAAUCUCUCACUGCGGCUACCAUUUACCUUUCCUGCCUUCACCAGAAUUCCAUGACUUCCAUCAUCUCAAAUUCAAUCAGUGCUAUGGAGUCUUGGGGGUGCUGGACCACCUACAUGGAACCAACACAUUGUUCAAGCAAACCCAGGCCUACAAGAGAGACAUUGUCCUGUUGAGCCUCACACCCCUUACAGAAAGCAUGCCAGAUUCCCCUAAAAAUUAGAAUGACCCUUCCUUUAUUGCAGCUUACUUUCUUCACCAUCAUCCAGAUAAUCACAAGAAACAGCAGAUGGGUUAUAUCAGAUUUUCUAAUGAGGUACUCAAUUACCAAGAUGAUAUUGUAGCAGGUUUCAAGUAUCCUUUGGCAAGGGACAGAACUAAACCUAUCAUGUUGGCCUUUGAUGACACUCAUGUUUGGAGAGCACAGCAGAAGAAUGAUGCCAACUUCUGCAGAUAUGGCUGUGGUUGAUCAUGGAAACAAAAGAGCUGGAAGUGUAAUAAAGUUAUUUGCUGGAGGGAACAGUAUAUACUUUCAAGCAUACCAAAAACCAGUUACUGUCACAGAAUUCCAGGUUAUGAUGAGCCAGAAAUUCAGCCUGACCCAACAAAGAAUCAAGACCAGGUGCACUCGGAGCAUUCAUCCCUAAUCUUGGAGAAAAGCAACUAGUUGGCAUCUUUUAACCUUUGGACAUCCCACAGUGACUACAGAGGACUGAAAUCACUCAGAAUACAAAGCUGAAAGAUAAGUCCUAUCCAGCAGUACCCUGCAAGGCAUCAUAUUGUUGGCUGAUACUCUCGUGUUGCAAAACAUAACGGUAAAAAUGGGAAAGGGAGAAGAGAUUAGAAAGCCAUGCCUCUCCAAGUAACUGCUGAAAAUUCCUAAGAGAUAGUAGAACUAAUUAGCAUAGCCAAAGAGCAUUAUGAUGAUUUUAUACUAGGUAAACUUGUAAUUAGUGUAAGUAGCCGUUUGGAAUAGGAGGUAAAUGCAACAUGAAACCAUUCUUGCCUAGUUCUCAAAAAACAACGGAUGAGGUGAUGGCAUAAGCACUACUCCAAGCAGAACACGCACAAAAGGCUCACCUUGUGAUAAAAUAUUCCUAAAUACAGAUAGCAAUUAUUAAUUCCAGGACAAAGCCAGGCUAUAACCCUUUCUCUCCAAUGUUUCGUUUUCUAUGCGCAAGGUAUAUUUUUUGUAUGGAGGACCAUUUAGCUGUGACUCUACAACUAGAAGAAGCACAGAUACAGAUUGCCUAUUAGACUAAUUUUUCAUUCUUUGGAGAACAGUUGAAAUAACUGAGGAAACCAGGAAUCUUGCUUAAGUACAUAAUGCUGAGGGCACAAAUGGACAUUCAGCUUGGGAGCUCCACAAAAAAUGUCUGCUACAUGUCAAGCCCCAUCUUGCUGGUAACAUUUUAGGGACGCUUACCCUGUCUUUACAUCAUCAUAUCACAUUUCCUAAUCCUCUGGUCCACAUGUGAGUGCCAUUAGUAGAAAUGGUCUGACGACAGAAACAAAGAGUGUGCAAACUACAAGGUCUUUUGAGGUUUUUAUUUUUAUACAUUUCUUGUAUUAAAAAGGAAAAAGCAUAAUUACCACAAAUUACAAAGGACUAAAGCACUACUAGAAUAAUGAGUCAUAUCAGCCUAGAAAGCAGAUACUCUGAAUAAUAUUACUGUUUAUAAUACAGGCUCUCAUUCAAGUAUUUUACAAUUUCCCCCCUCUUUUUUCCCCCUCCCCCCCCAAUGUGAUGAUGAUCCUAGCACAUGGGUUAAGAUAUACAUACUAUUAACAGGAGAUGGGAUUGUGUAUGGUGGGCCAUAUUAACAAGAUCUUUUCCUCCAAGGUGAUAUAUGGUAACAGUUGGUUUAAAAUUUUCUUAUGAAUAAAUACAGCUGAAAGUGAUUAUAAACACUUCUGGGAUUUUGCUUUAGCAGAAGGGGCAAGGUUGGAGUACGUAUACACACAAACCUGCUCAGGGAGAGCACGCAAACCAAACAAACAGAUGUUCCUUUCUACUG